UGAGACAGCACCAGUUCGAUUAUCACUGAGCCGCGACUCGAGUGAAACAGCAUCAUGUCUGGCAGAGGGAAAGGAGGCAAAGGAUUAGGGAAAGGCGGAGCAAAGCGGCACCGCAAAGUGCUUCGCGAUAACAUCCAGGGCAUCACCAAGCCAGCUAUCCGCCGCCUGGCUCGGCGUGGUGGGGUCAAGCGGAUCUCGGGUCUGAUCUACGAGGAGACCCGCGGUGUGCUGAAGGUUUUUCUGGAGAAUGUGAUCAGGGACGCGGUCACCUACACCGAGCACGCCAAGCGCAAGACGGUCACUGCCAUGGAUGUGGUGUACGCUCUGAAACGACAGGGCCGCACUCUCUACGGGUUCGGCGGCUAAAUAACUACCCCCUUUAUUCCAACACCAAACAAAGGCUCUUUUAAGAGCCACCCACAGCCUCACAGAGGGAGCAGUGACCACGAGAUCUGAUUAAU
Leucoraja erinaceus (little skate) is the source of this 461-nucleotide messenger RNA. RefSeq names its product histone H4. Gene Ontology annotation, molecular function: protein heterodimerization activity; structural constituent of chromatin; DNA binding. Bases 55 to 366 code for a protein of 103 amino acids. The record is from RefSeq and is a predicted model, not a curated record. NCBI's taxonomy places the organism in Eukaryota, Metazoa, Chordata, Chondrichthyes, Rajiformes, Rajidae. Gene Ontology annotation, cellular component: nucleosome. The transcript has a single exon. Gene Ontology annotation, biological process: nucleosome assembly.